GGAGCCUCAGGCAUGAGGGUCCAGUGUCUUUCCCACCAUUUUAUAGCUCUUUAAUUUUGGCCUUAAGAACUUUCUUUUCAGCUUCCAACCCCAAAUCCUCAUUCUCUUCUUCACCUACCUUUGGCUCUUAAAGAAGGAGGUGAAGCUGCCUGAUUUUUGUUUGAGGACAAAGGAAUGGAGGAGAAGACUUUGAACAAAGGUGAUGCCCCAAAGAAACUGGGUCUGCCCUUUUCCAUUGAGGAGAUCCUGAAGAAAAAAACAAGGAAGAGAGGCAUUCCCAGGACAGGCAGAAGAGAUACCCACCAGGGUGAUACUGAGACUCUAAGAGUAGAGAACUCACCACUGGACCUUCCCCAGGAGGAAAGGAAAGGUAAACGAAGAAUUCGUACCACAUUCACCACAGAGCAGCUCCAGGAGCUGGAGAAGACUUUCCAGUUCACUCACUACCCAGACAUCCAUAUCCGCAAUGAACUGGCAACUAAGAUCAACCUCCCAGAAGCCAGAAUACAGAUAUGGUUCCAGAACCAACGAGCCAAAUGGAGGAAGCACGAAAAAUUGAGCAGUUUCAGAAGCCUGCAGACUUUAACAGACAUGGACAUUAUCCCAGCACCAAAGUCAGACAUGACUGUAAGUGGCAGAUGGAACCUGCAAGGAAUGAAAGAAAAGAGGAAGAGGGACUCUGAGAUGAGAGGGCUGACAUACCUGGGAGCAUCCCACCCCCAGGAUGAAGAUGAGUGA
Molecule: messenger RNA, 738 nt
Organism: Monodelphis domestica (gray short-tailed opossum)
Lineage: Eukaryota; Metazoa; Chordata; Mammalia; Didelphimorphia; Didelphidae
Source: RefSeq, a predicted model, not a curated record